ACAUGCAGCCUGGGACCCAGCCGCUGGCCUGGGGAGGGUCCCUGUGGGAUGCAGCCCAGGUACCUGUCGUCAAGAUGGGUACAGCACGGGAGGGCCUGCAGCACACCCUGAAGGACAUUGCCUGCGUCCUCCUCUGCUGCUGGUGUAUGGGGGAGCUGCUGGGUUAAGGACAGUGGGAGCUGCCACCACCUCUGCCCACUGGCACCUUGGCAGGCAUUGCUUAGAUGGGCAUCGGGGACGGACGUGUGGCAGAACAGCCACAGCUCCCGCUCUGUUCUGCAGCCCCGGUGACACUCCAGGGCCAGCUGUACCAGACCAAGGAGGCAUCUGGAGGGAGGGAAGUGUGGACGGCUGAGCCAGGCAUCUGCCAGGCCUCGAGUCCAGGCACCCGCUCCCCACGCCCCCAGGGGACCUGCUGCCCAGGACCAGCAAAGCUGUGGCAGGGCCUGGCACUCCCCCAGGCUGGCACCGCAAGCCCACCAGCCCCAAAGUGAGCCUACUGCGCCACUUAGCUCCAGCAAUGGGCCGCCCCAAGGACCUCUGCUUUGGAAUCAUGACUACACAUGAAAAAAUAAACAGGCCUUGAG
Messenger RNA from Fukomys damarensis (Damara mole-rat), 587 nucleotides. It is a transcript of the gene Lenep, whose product is annotated as lens epithelial protein. NCBI's taxonomy places the organism in Eukaryota, Metazoa, Chordata, Mammalia, Rodentia, Bathyergidae. The record is from RefSeq and is a predicted model, not a curated record. Gene Ontology annotation, biological process: multicellular organism development.